Nematolebias whitei (Rio pearlfish) is the source of this 2165-nucleotide messenger RNA. RefSeq names its product spartin b (gene spartb). Gene Ontology annotation, cellular component: plasma membrane. The record is from RefSeq and is a predicted model, not a curated record. NCBI's taxonomy places the organism in Eukaryota, Metazoa, Chordata, Actinopteri, Cyprinodontiformes, Rivulidae. The transcript is spliced from 8 exons. Gene Ontology annotation, biological process: negative regulation of BMP signaling pathway; cell division. The coding region runs from base 177 to 1943 and encodes 588 amino acids.
GGUUACAGUUUUGCUUCGAAAAGGUCACGAGGGCGCCGUAAAAUCGGUCAGACAGCGUCGAAUGUUUUGGAAGUCGUGCUUUACUUCAGAAGUAGGUGUGGUUGUGAAGUUAACAUUAUUAGCUGAACAGACACGUUGGUCUACAAGCUAACUGCUAAGCUGCGCUGUCAGAGGGAAUGGAGAAGGCUAAAGAAGAUGCAUUCAAUAACGCCAGACUUCAAGUGAUCAAAGAUGGCUAUGAGAAGGCUUUCGAGUGCAUCAACAAAGGACUCACAGCAGAUGAAGCUGGAGACAAGAAGCAGGCCCUGGAGUUCUAUAAGCAAGGCCGUAAACACCUUCUCAGGGCCAUCAGUGUGCCUUCGACCGGAGACGAGUGUGUUGGCAGCUCCUGGGAAUCGGCCAAACAGAUACAGCAGAAGAUGCAGGAGACGCUGAACAAUAUCACCACCCGCCUCGCCAUAUUGGAGACCAGCUCUGAUGAGGACUCUGCAGCCAUGCAAAGUUCUAGCAGUUCUGCAGAAGCUUUUUACCCAAAGCUCAACGCCAAAGAGAGACCAGCUCCACCAAACCUGCCUAGUGGACUCGGAGCAGCAGGAGCUGCAGGAAGCACAGCUGGAAACAGUCCACCUGUAAUCCCUGACGAUCAGCCUCCGGCUUAUUCUCCUCAGGCGGCUGAUGGUCACAUGACUAUCUCCUUUGGGACAGAAUCAGGGGAAAUGUCAGCAGUUGGACAAGAGUUCUACAAUCGUUCCAACUCAACCCCAUCUCCUCAGAGCUUGGGGGAAGAAGGAGAGGAGCUGCUGUACAUUCCACAUGGUGUUCAAAUAUUCUUUGUCACACCUGAGAGCCAAGUGAGCGCCCCUUCAUACCCAGGCUACCUUCGGCUGGUGAAGUUUACCAGUGACCGCUCUGACACCAUGCCCAAUCGACCACCAGCUUUUCUGCAGGUGUGUGAUUGGCUCUACCCUCUCAUGGCCAUGAACUCACCUGUGUUGCUGUGUAACACCGGGGUGUUUAUGUUUCCGGACAUGAUGGCGCCAGGGCCAGGCUACUACGUGGGGGUGGUGUUGUCCUCCGAGCUGCCCGCUGCAGACAGAGAUGUGUUUCAGGACCUGUUGUCCCAAAUGACCGAUCUCAGGGUUCAGCCUCCAGAUGAAGCUGCAGACUCAGUUAAUCUCAGUCAGAAGGUCUCCAUUCCCACACCCGAGGACACUGAGCAGGAACCAGCAGAGACCGAGGAGGAAAAGACUCUACCCGAGUGGAGUGAAAAGGUGGCAAGUGGAAUCUUAACAGGUGCAUCCUGGUUAAGCUGGGGCCUGGUGAAAGGUGCCGAGUACACGGGCAAGGCCAUACAAAUGGGUGCAUCUAAACUCAGAGAACACAUCACCCCGGAGGACAAGCCUACAAACGUCAGCCCCACUGUCACUAAAAGCCUCCACGUGGCCAAGCAAGCAACGGGAGGAGCUGUUAAAGUCAGCCAGUUCUUAGUGGACGGGGUGUGUGCCGUCGCCGGCUGUGUGGGUCGAGAGUUGGCUCCUCACGUGAAAAAGCACGGAGGCAAGCUGAUUCCUGAGUCCAUGAGAAAAGACAAGGAUGGGCGUUCUAACAUCGAUGGAGCCAUGGUGGUGGCAGCCAGUGGAGUUCAAGGAUUUGCUGCUGUGUGGACCGGUUUGGAAGUAGCAGCUAAAGACAUCACCAAAAAUGUUGCAGGAGAAACAGUCACCACCAUCAAACACAAGUACGGGGCGGCAGUAGGACAAGCUACGGACCACGCUGUCAAUUCUGCCAUUAAUGUUGGUAUCACUGCCUUCAAUAUUGACAACCUGGGGAUCAAAGCUGCUGUGAAAAAGACUGGGAAGCACACGGCACAGGCCAUUUUGGAAGAUUACCACCUUCAGGAAAAACCAGAAACUGAGAAGCAAGUGGAGAAAUUGGACAAAUAGCUGUUGUCCUGCCUUACUUCAACAACGCCUUAAAACUUUAUAUUCACUAAUCUCAGAGUUCUAUAUUUAAUAUCUUUAUUUAUGAGGACCUGUUCUACAAAGUGACUACUGUGAUUAUGUAUAUCCUGCAGUUUGAUAUAGCUCUGAAGCACUUUAAUUUUUCUGUAAUCUAUAAAGCAGAGGAUUUUAGAUGUGGGACAGGAAAUAAAACUAGUAAACUAA